Messenger RNA from Capsella rubella, 2594 nucleotides. RefSeq lists its product as uncharacterized. Gene Ontology annotation, molecular function: ATP hydrolysis activity. The record is from RefSeq and is a predicted model, not a curated record. Lineage: Eukaryota; Viridiplantae; Streptophyta; Magnoliopsida; Brassicales; Brassicaceae. The coding region runs from base 270 to 2336 and encodes 688 amino acids. The transcript has 9 exons.
UCUUCCACUAGUUUCAGUCUUCACGCAUCAUAAUAUUCCAAACUAUGAAAAUGAAUAAACUAUACAAUAAAACGUCGUCGUCUCGUUCUCCUUCAUCAUCAUAGCGCCUCUUCUCCUCCUUAGCUUUUCUCUACUUUUUAGCUUCUUCAGUUCUGCUUUUCAGACAUACACAUAAACCAGCAGCUAAAACGAGAAAAACGGAAUCUUUUAUUUCAUUCAUUAUUUUAAUUCAAAAGUACAUAGUUUUUAAAAAAAAAUUAAUUAUCGUGAUGAGGGCGUUGAAUUCGCGGCUAGUUCUGAUCGACAUCAACAGCUCAUGGCAAGCUUCGCGCCGGUUAAUCUCCGCCACCACAACCGCUUUUUCAUCCGAUUCCUCCUCCUCAUUCCGUCGAACACGUGGUGCGCGUCAGAGGAUCGCUUCGUCGAAGUCUCCGGCGUCGUCGCCGUCUCCUGUUCGGAAACCAUCUGAUGGACUCAGCUUCGAUCUUCGGUCACCGUCAGCUGAUUCGUAUAAUUCCGCGUCGAUCUCAUCUCGAAGGACAUCGUCGACGGCUCCGCCUACGGUGGAGCUCGACGCUUUCCUCGAUAUUCUCCCUCCGACGACUAGGAAAGAGCUCGUUAAGCACGAGGCGAUCGAGGAUUUGAUCGAAGUGGUGAUGGAUUUAGGGAGGAAGCCAUUAGCUAGAUUCCCUUCCGGCGAUUGGGUGAUCUCAGAGCAGCCUGUGACCCACCAGGAUCUGGAACUUGCAGUAUCAAAGGUUGGUGAUUUUUCGGAUGAUAACAGAUCGGGGAUCGACAGAUCUUUGCAUCGUAUAAGCGCUAUACGUAAUCGCAAACUUCAAGUAAUUGGUCUAACAUGUCGAGUGGGUCGAGCUGUAUCUGGAAGUGCAGAAAUUAUAAGAGAUUUGAUUGAAGGAGGAGGAUCCAUCUUGGUCAUAGGAUCUCCCGGAGUUGGCAAAACAACUUUAAUCAGAGAAAUUGCACGGAUGUUAGCUGAUGAACACAGAAAACGUGUAGUGAUUGUUGACACGUCAAAUGAGAUUGGAGGUGAUGGUGACGUUCCCCAUUCUGGAAUUGGCCGUGCCAGGCGGAUGCAAGUUCCAAAUGUGAAUUUACAACACGAUGUGAUGAUUGAGGCGGUUGAGAAUCAUAUGCCUGAGACUAUCAUCAUCGAUGAGAUAGGGACUGAGCUUGAAGCUUUAGCUGCUAGCACUAUUGCUCAACGAGGUGUUCAGCUUGUUGCAACUGCUCAUGGGAUGACUAUAGACAACAUUAUCAAAAAUCCUUCUUUGCAGAUUCUUAUUGGUGGAAUUGAGAGUGUGACUCUUGGUGAUGAAGAAGCAAGGAAAAGAAAAGUGCAGAAGACAAUUCUUGAAAGAAAAGGACCUCCGACAUUUACUUGUGCUGUAGAGAUGAUUUCGAGAACUGAGUGUCGUGUUCAUCAAAAAUUAGAUAUCACCGUUGAUGCUAUACUAGCUGGGAAAUCCGCUCCAUUUGAGAUCCGUCAAAUUCGUGGCGAUGAUGAUGUUCCUCAUAAGUUAGUGACUCCCGUUCCUUUGGAGACCCUUGAAGAGGAGCCUGCACCAUUGCUCAACAGAGAUUUCGUAAGUGAAGUGCUGUCUGACGAUGAAGAUGAAGGUUAUCUUCCCAUUCAGUAUAAUAAGGCCAGUAGUAACACAUACACAAGCCCAAGAAGCUCGCCGGUUCAUGUUUAUACUUACAAUGUCCUUGAAGCUGAUCUCCUUCAAGUAGCUGAAGUUAUGGGCUUAGACGACGAAAUAGAAGUGACAGAUGAUGUUGGAGAAGCAGAUGUCAUUCUAGCAUCAAGUUCUGAAUUGAAACAGAACUCAUCGAUCCGUCGUGUUGCCAAAUUACACAAGCUACCGAUAUUUGUUAUUAAGUCAACUACAAUGGCUCAGAUGGUCAAGGCGGUCCGAAUGAUCCUUGGGAGAGAAUCAUUUGGCUCAGCCCCUAAAACCAUAGAGAAAUCUUCUGUUGAUGAUAUUGAGAUCAAAGAUGAUGCUCCUGAAAGCAAACCCAGUUUAGAAGAACUCGAUGCCCUCGAGGAAGUCCGUCUAGCAAUCGAAUAUAUUGUAAUCCCGGGAGGUGAACCAGUGGAGCUUCUUCCGAGACGGUCAGAUAUAAUAGUUCGGCAGCUAGAGCUGGUUGAGAGUUACCAACUCGCAGUUGAGAACCUCGGCACUCACCUUAAUCCGCGCCUUCAGAUACUUCCUCGCCGAUCAACCAAGAAGAUGUUGCCAUCUUCCUCUUCAAAGAGAGCAACAGAAGAUAGCAUGGGGAAUACCAUUACUCGUCUUCCUUUCCUUAAGGAUUGACAUCUCUGACUUCAGCCAUAUGGGCUACACUACGGUCUCUACGUUGAAGACUCUUGGACGUUGUACAUUUUACUGUAAGUCUUGGUAAAUAAACUGUUUAUGUUGUUUGUCAUUACCAAUUGUAAUUUUAUGUUUACAAAUGCAAUGCCUCUGUCUUCUUUACCCGAGGGGUAAUGUGUAACGUUGAGGAAACACAGGGUGCAAAUCUGUAGAUAUUUCCUUACCUCUCUUUAUAAAUAGAAAUUGUUUUAAGGAUAA